Messenger RNA from Blastomyces gilchristii SLH14081, 3144 nucleotides. RefSeq lists its product as uncharacterized. The record is from RefSeq and is a predicted model, not a curated record. The coding region runs from base 902 to 1318 and encodes 138 amino acids. Lineage: Eukaryota; Fungi; Ascomycota; Eurotiomycetes; Onygenales; Ajellomycetaceae. The transcript has a single exon.
CCGUCAUUACCGUCAUCACCGUCAAUCACCGUCAAUCACUGUCAAUGCCUGGUCACUAGGUCGCCACCGCAGCAAUUCAACUAACUACUAGUAGUAGUUCACUACCUUCCCUAUAUUCAUCAUAUAUUCGUCUUGACUCUUUCAUUCAACGAGAGUAUUCCAGGGAAUCUCUCCCAAAUUCCCCCUCUUAUUAUACACCGAUGUUUAGACAGGUUUACCUCCCAUGACGGGCAGGCCGGGAGAAUUGAUUGACAUAUAUUACUACCCCUAAGAUCGCGCUUUUGCGCAACGGCUGGGGACACCGUCUAGCGUAUAAUAAGUUAUUCAAUACCUUGAUUACCACAUUAUGGUAGGCUGUAUCCUCUUUCCGAGGAGCUUUGACAUAUAAUUUCCCUCUCACGCAGGUUGUGUUUCGCCAUAAAAAGCAACCGCUUAGGUUACCGCAACGAAAGCUGCUAUUCGUCACGAUGUCGAGUCGAGCUGUUUCUACCCGCUAAAAGCACGAAGUUGGAUCUAAUUCCCUAUUGACGGCCUCGUCCUGUUCACCAGCCUUGACUGAAGAAAGCUACCGUUUCCUACCUCCCCUCAGCCAGGCAAAGAAAACUCAUCAGAGGGUCCAUUGAAGCGGAGGCCCCAACCUCGAAAAUUACUGCGAGAACUAUUUAAACUCCACAUGCCACCAGACACGGCUCCCACUAAUAGCUGUGGCGUUUAUACCUGCUCUCUUUGUUCCAACCUCGCCACGAGCUAAAUCUCAGUUGUGACACACGGCCUAAGGAGUGCCCCUGAGUUGGACUCCGUCGCUCUCAUUACCAUCCUACAGCAUCAUCGUCUUAUACAAAUAUAUUUCUUUAGUAGGAUUCACCCAUCCACUCCUAUAUCCCCUCUCCAUGUCCACGAAAUGACUAGCUGGAUGAACCUUUGCCGGCGACCUGUCAAAGCCACCAAGACCAGCAUCACAACCCCUACGCCCGAGACUCAAACGAUUGUACCCCAUGGACAAAGAUUCUUCUCCUACCUUAGAAGAGGCUAUGGAGCUCUUCGUGAAUUGAGUACCUGCCAAGCAAGCAAAGAUGGGAGAUGGAAUUGUCCAAUGUCAUCCUUAUCCAUAAUAGCCUCUAGAGUCAUUCUUGCGGCAGGAACCGGUGAAUUCUGGGAGAUCUUGUCUGAUCCUGGUUUUGAAGCGAGAUUGAUCCACAAUAACAUCCCUAUUAAUGAUUCUAUGGCGGACAGGUGUCGCAUUUGCAUGAUUGCGGGACGCAGAGAUCAUUUUAAAUAUUUCCUAUCAGAAUAUUAUGACAGAGUCCAUCCAGUUUAAACGCCCAGCAGGUAUUAAGGCUAUUAAUGAGGAGAUCCUAUCCUUUAGACUCGCCUGACAUGGGCUGUCUAUCAGGGAACUUUUUGAUGACUGACUACAUUCUAGCGAGCCCUACUGAUGAUCAUUUGCUGUCACCGCAACAGUGAAUUUGCAACUCGAAACUAUAUGGGGCAAGCCUCUACAAACCCCCCCCCCCCCCCCCCGGGAAUAGAUGUGCGGAAGCGCGCUUUGGAAUGAGAACGGGGAUGUCCCUGGAUGAAAAGACUAAAUCAUUCAGUUGAUAACGUCUGUCACAAUCUCCGGAUUUAUUCACGAGCAAAAGCUGGCAUCCCUCUCAGACAGCCAUGAGAUUCUUAUUCAACAAAAAAGACAGUAUUAUUUUGCUCCACUAUCUCCUUUUUUUCGGAUAUUCACUGCUGUGCAUUGCCAUACCAUGCAUGCAGCGAGAUCUUCUUGCUGCAUCCCUUGCGAGGGAAACUAGUAAAGGGCUACUGCGAGCUUUUUCGAAUCAGUUAAUGACAGGGGCCAGUAUGGUGUUAUAAGUGUGGAGGUGAGCUAUGAAGGGCGAAGGGAGAGAUGUCUCAUCUUCUCCGUAUUUAAUCAUCAGACGCUACUAGGAUACAUGUCCAGCUAGUGCGAGAGUGAUCCAGAAUAUAAUUUCUGCGUACUCAGCUAUCUGGAAUAUUUCAACACGAAUCCUGGGCCGAGUUCCCGGCCAUAUUUCGACCGCCGUUGACAUAACAGCUAAUCCCAAGUUAACUAUGCCGCAUCCCAUCACUCAUCGCAAAACUAACAAGCUAUAAUAAACCUCAUCUCUGGAACCUUUCAAUGGUGUUAUGUCCCUGCUCUGUGCAUUAUAUUCUUCUUUUUGAUGAUAAACCCAUAGGGGCAACCAUCAGUUACACCGGUUGUUAGACAGUUCUCGGCCUGGAACCUACAGCACUUAUUACCAACGCAUUGAGUGCCGACUCUCUAUAUCUAAUGGGACUUUGUCCUCAUACAUAUUAGAUGCACAACCAUCUACACUCGCUCUAUCCUGUACUCGCUACUUGUCACCUUGGAUGACCUAGCUACUGCUUGAAGGGUGUAUCCGUAGAGGGCCCCUUCCCCUUGGGGUACCAGAUCGGCGUGGGUUCUAGUGCGUAUACGGCAUGUGAUAUCGCGGCAGUGAUGUUGAGCAUGCGCCUGGCCUCCGCUCAACCCUACGUCCUACGUGGAUAAAAUAUCCCCUUGAAUACAGUCUAUCUCAGAAGCAUACACGCAACAGUGCUAAUCAAUUUUUCAGGCAAUGUUGGCUUGAGCGGAAGGGAUUGUGGAAGGUUGGUUCUUUCGAGAAGGAAAGCAAAGGUUCUCAGAUUUUCUGACAGAUUACAGAACUGGUCGAACAUCCCAAACGCAAUUGGAAAACACCAUGAUUGGUUUUUGGAGACAGAGAACAUGGAGGACUGUGAGCAUGGACAACCAAAGGAUCGCUGAGAACAAAAAUGUUGUUUAUCAUUAGAGGAUGAAAGAAACAUCUGCAUACAUGGAAAUCGAAUGGAGAUUGGUUCCCCAUGCCCUCAAACGAUCAAACCAAGUUAAAUCAAUAUCAAUUGUGCUUGAUGUCUCGUAAGCCUAAUUGAAAUCGGCAUGCCGUUGUCAACGCUUUAAUCAAUGUCGGUUAUUAGAGGACUAUCACUCGCAUUGUUCUGAUCAACUGAAGCGAAAUUAUCUUCAUGUUCAGUAUCAUGGAUCUUAUCCACAUCCAAUUAUCAAUACUCCUUCUACUGGGCUAUGCAAUUGAAAAAGAACGAUUAUUUUUCAUCAAAUAUCACGAAGAAGAUAAC